AUGCAGACACAGGAAUGCCCCCCCCGCAAGCCAUGGCCGGGAGAAGAUCUGGCCAGCGUGGGGUUUCCCGAGCAGGUAUGCAAGUCUGCUACUACUAGUACAGUUGAGACGGCACAUUAUGCUCGGUCUGCCGAUGCCACCGUUCCAUCCAAUACAUGGAGAGACACGGAAGCGAGAGACAUUAAAAUUGCGAAACAGAACACGCGCGGGCUCACUCAAUACAGUGGAAUCGAGUUCUCCGAGUCCCCACAGGAUCAACAGGACAGAGCCUCCUUGUCCUAUGAGCUCCCGUGGAUGCAGAGUGGCGCCGAUGGGCCGAAGGCCUUGGCGGCGAGACUCGGCCGCCACCAAUCUCCCCGGUUACAGCUGUUUUGUAUGAGCUGCAGAUAUGCGUUUCUUUAUGCCUCAGACUUGAGUUCGUGUCAGGCAAAGAGCAUCGCGUCUGUGUAUAACGCAUAG
Akanthomyces muscarius is the source of this 459-nucleotide messenger RNA. RefSeq lists its product as uncharacterized. Lineage: Eukaryota; Fungi; Ascomycota; Sordariomycetes; Hypocreales; Cordycipitaceae. The transcript has 8 exons. The record is from RefSeq and is a predicted model, not a curated record. The coding region runs from base 1 to 459 and encodes 152 amino acids.